Molecule: messenger RNA, 1486 nt
Organism: Carya illinoinensis
Lineage: Eukaryota; Viridiplantae; Streptophyta; Magnoliopsida; Fagales; Juglandaceae
Product: putative MO25-like protein At5g47540
Exons: 11
Coding region: 228-1265 (345 amino acids)
Biological process (GO): intracellular signal transduction
Molecular function (GO): protein serine/threonine kinase activator activity
Source: RefSeq, a predicted model, not a curated record
AAAAGAAGAAGUAAAAAUCCCUUAUAUCUCUGUCAUCGCCGUCUAUGUCUGGGAAGCCAAAGUAGGGCACCAGCGAGAGAUCAGAAACCCUAGGAGAGAGACGGAGAUAGAGAGAGAUACACAGAAAGGGAAAUUUUGUGCAGAGUUCAUCAUUGGCUGCUUGAAAGAGGAUAGUUUAGCAGCGGAAGCGGAAGCGGAAGCACCUGCUUCCUUUAGAGAAGACGAAGAUGAAGGGCCUCUUCAAGUCUAAGCCUCGUACCCCUGCGGACGUUGUCCGCCAGACCCGAGAUCUGCUUCUCUACGCCCAACGCGGCAGCACCUCUGAUUCCCGUGAGAGUAAGCGCGAGGAGAAGGUGUUGGAGUUAUGUAAAAAUAUCAGGGAGCUGAAGUCAAUUCUUUAUGGAAAUAGUGAAUCCGAGCCAGUUGCAGAAGCUUGUGCACAAUUGACCCAGGAGUUUUUCAAAGAGAACACACUACGGCUUCUGAUUUUGUGUCUUCCGAAGUUGAACUUGGAGGCUCGAAAAGAUGCCACUCAAGUUGUUGCAAAUUUGCAAAGGCAACAAGUUCAUUCAAGACUAAUUGCAUCUGAUUACUUGGAAGCAAACAUAGAUCUAAUGGAUAUUUUGGCAGAAGGUUAUGAAGACACGGACAUGGCAUUGCACUAUGGUGCAAUGCUAAGGGAGUGCAUUCGUCACCAGAUUGUUGCAAGAUAUGUUUUGGAAUCUAAGCACAUGAAGAAGUUUUUUGAUUAUAUUCAACUUCCAAAUUUUGACAUUGCUGCAGAUGCUGCUGCAACAUUUAAGGAACUCCUGACGAGGCAUAAAUCGACUGUUGCUGAGUUUCUUUCAAAGAAUUAUGGCUGGUUCUUUGCAGAGUAUAACUCAAAGCUACUGGAAUCUGCUAAUUACAUCACCAGACGACAAGCGAUCAAGCUGUUGGGAGAUAUACUACUGGAUCGCUCAAAUUCAGCCACUAUGACUCGAUAUGUGAGCUCAAGAGACAACUUGAGGAUUCUUAUGAAUCUUCUCAGAGAGUCCAGCAAGAGCAUCCAGAUAGAAGCGUUUCAUGUGUUCAAGCUAUUUGCUGCUAAUCAAAACAAACCUCCCGACAUCAUCAGCAUACUCGUUGCAAACAAAAGCAAGCUUAUAAGGCUGUUUGCUGACUUCAAAACCGAUAAAGAGAAUGCAGAGUUUGAGGCUGACAAAGCUCAAGUUGUGAAAGAAAUUGCUUCUUUGGAACCUGUGGAAUCUAGAGACAGCCCAUGAGGGAGCUUUGUUGUGUUUCAAAGUCCCCAGAGCUUCUCUUCCUCUACGCAAUUGUGAAUUUUAUAGUGUUAUAGCCCCCAGCUGCUAUCAAAAUCUGACGGGGGCCAUAUUUUCUAUUUAUAUUUCCCAUCCAUCAGUUCCUAAUGGUCCUGUUCUGUAAUCUAAAUAUAUUUCUGUAAAAAGGUAGAUAAAUAAACUGAAGAAAUUAGUUUAAUGCUGUA